Molecule: messenger RNA, 5392 nt
Organism: Podarcis muralis (Common wall lizard)
Lineage: Eukaryota; Metazoa; Chordata; Lepidosauria; Squamata; Lacertidae
Gene: SLC16A1
Product: solute carrier family 16 member 1
Biological process (GO): plasma membrane lactate transport
Cellular component (GO): basolateral plasma membrane
Molecular function (GO): lactate:proton symporter activity
Source: RefSeq, a predicted model, not a curated record
GUGCGUGAGGGGGCGGGAGCGCCUGCGAGUAGCGCUCGGGAGACUGUCUGGAAGGAGAGACGCGAGAGACGCGGCGUGGGGAAAGGGCAGGAGCGCGUCGUAUCUUUGAUUUCUAGUUGAAUUUGCUACCACUUCAAUCAAGAUGCCACCAGCAAUUGGAGGCCCCGUGGGAUACACGCCACCAGAAGGAGGGUGGGGCUGGGCCGUAGUUGUUGGUGCCUUUAUCUCUAUAGGCUUUUCCUAUGCAUUCCCAAAAUCCAUCACGGUAUUCUUUAAAGAGAUAGAAAUCAUCUUCGACGCAUCUAGCAGCAAAGUGUCCUGGAUCUCUUCCAUUAUGCUGGCAGUUAUGUAUGCAGGAGGUCCCAUCAGCAGUAUCCUGGUGAACAAGUAUGGCAGCCGGCCAGUCAUGAUGGCAGGUGGCUGCCUUUCAGGGUGUGGCUUGAUUGCUGCCUCUUUCUGUAACACAGUGGAAGAGCUUUACUUUUGUGUUGGGGUUGUAGGAGGCCUUGGACUUGCAUUUAAUUUAAACCCAGCCCUGACCAUGAUUGGCAAGUACUUCUACAAGAAGCGCCCGUUGGCUAAUGGACUGGCUAUGGCAGGCAGUCCUGUGUUCUUGUCUACGCUGGCUCCCCUCAACCAGUAUUUCUAUAGCAUUUUUGGAUGGAGAGGAAGCUUCUUAAUCCUCGGGGGCCUCUUGCUGAACUGUUGUGUUGCUGGGUCUCUGAUGAGACCGAUAGGUCCCAAGCCGGAGCCGCCAAAGAAAGAAGUUAAGGAAGUGUUGCAGGAGGCUGGCAAAGCAGGGGCAAAAGAAGAUGGUGCAGGAGAUGUCAGCGCAGACCUUAUUGCCGGGAAGUCUAAAAAACAGAAGAGCACAGUUCUGGGGACUGUUAACAAGUUUUUGGAUUUGUCUCUCUUCACGCACCGUGGCUUCUUGCUCUACCUGUUUGGCAACGUGGUCAUGUUUUUUGGACUCUUUACUCCGUUAGUCUUUCUCAGUAAUUAUGGGAAGAGUAUGCAUUUCUCUAAAGAAUCAGCUGCCUUUUUGCUCUCCAUUCUAGCCUUUGUAGAUAUGGUUGCCAGGCCAUCCAUGGGCUUGGUAGCAAACACCAAGUGGGUGAGGCCCAGGAUCCAGUACUUCUUUGCUGUGUCUGUAGUUUAUAAUGGAGUGUGCCACCUCUUGGCCCCUAUAUCCACCACCUAUGCCGGCUUUUGCAUCUAUGCUGGGUUUUUCGGAUUUGCCUUUGGCUGGCUCAGCUCUGUCUUGUUCGAAACACUGAUGGAUCUAGUUGGAGCGCAACGGUUCUCCAGUGCUGUUGGUCUGGUGACUAUUGUGGAAUGCUGCCCUGUUCUUUUGGGACCCCCUCUCCUAGGUAAACUCAAUGAUAUCUAUGGUGACUACAAAUACACCUACUGGGCGUGUGGCAUCAUCUUGAUUGUCUCUGGGAUCUUCCUGUUUAUUGGAAUGGGCAUCAAUUACCGGAUGCUGGCAAAAGAGCAGAAGGCUGAGGACAAGCAGAGGGCUGAAGCGAAAGAAGAAGAAACCAACAUUGACGAGGCUGAAAAACAAAAAGAACCCAGUAAUGAUGUGGCCAGUCUGCCUCAGAAAAGCACAGAAGAUAGUGUGAAAGAGGAGGAUAGCCACAUGUGAGAGAGACUGGUAUCUUAAAUCCAGGAGGGCAUGAUGAAAGAUUAUCAAUAUGAUAUGUUGUGCUUGGGUGUGGGUGUGGGGAGCACUGUUGGUAGUGAACAGUGGGGAGACGUUUAUAAAUCAGGUGAUUUUUUUAAAAAAGCUGCAAAUUGUCUUUUUAUCAGCAUUUGACAGUAGCAGAGCUCAAUGGGCAGUGCCAUCUUUUUAUUGGGUAUUGGGUGGGGAGGGAGGGAAAUUUUUAUACUCUGGCUUUUUUAACAGUAAUGUGAAUGUACUAAUAUGUGCCUUAGAGCUUCCACAUUUAGGCUGGAAAAGCCUUACCUUAGUUCUACAAACUGUUCCACUUAGAAUUUUGUAGUCUGCGUAGGCUAUAUCUGUAAAGGAUAUCUUGACUACUUUUUAUGCAGUAGGUUUCAAGGUUGGGUGUUAAAUAAACACUACUUCACAUGCUUCUAAAUUCUGUUACGGCCAGACUUGGUAGAAGUACAAAUAGCUUUGGAGCAUAGGUGAUGAAAAGGUUGGUGGAGUUUUAAUCAAUAUUAUUGCAGUCCUGCUGUUUCUAGAUUCCAGGUACAUGCCAGCUUGAUUGUGUUUCUAACAGUUUUUGAAAACUUUUCUCAUUGUUGUGAGUUGUUUUGUUUUGUUAAAGUCCCUUCUUGGUUAAAUGUGAGUUCUCGCCAUUUGAAUAAAAUAUGCAAAGAGACAUUUCCACUGUCUUUCACUUGACUUAUUAUGGAGUCAAGCCUACUUUCUAGUCACCAUUACUUUACUUACUGGUUGUCAUCAGCCUAGAAUGUCUGCCUUGAGAAAACAUUUCAAAAUGAAAACGGGUAUCUGUCCAAGGAGUUGAGUUGGUUACUUUGCGUAUGCCUUGUGCAUCAAGAGAACCCUCAUUUAUACAGUUUUUCUAUACCCGUUUGACUCAUUCAGUGUCUGAGCUAGCUUUGGAAUAGGAAAGACUAAGGGUGUCACCCUAAGCACAGCUGCUUGCUUACUAACCCCACCACUUCCAAAGGGAUGCAUUUUCAUUCUCAUGUUCCUCUUUAAGUAGUGAUCUGACUGGGUGGCGAUGAAAUCUGGUACCCCAUUUUGUGGAGAGUAAUGCUCAGAAAACAGUGUCUCAGCACUAGCUAAACUGUUGAGUAGAUACUUCUUUCUAACCUGUGCUAAGGAUAGAUUGGUGGAAAAGCUGCACAGAGACAUUAGUUUUUCUCAGUUCCUUGUGCUUUCUGAUGUGGCAACUUACUCCAAAUGGGCUAAGAAUUCGAAAUGAGAUGUAGCUGCUCAGCUGCAAGACGCUUUAUUUGGUAAAAGAUGGGAGAAUCCUUUGUAUAUAUUUAUUCAUUUUUAUUAGUGAGAGUGAAAACCACACUUGGGAGGAUAGCAGAGCCUCUUGCUAGUCAUAAAUCCUACUAAAAGUUAAUAAAUAAUCCUGUAAGACAUUUACUUUUUCAAAUAAACUUGCAUCAUCUCAUUCACCCAUCAAAUGCUGGUAGUUUUUCAUGCUACUUUCAACAACUUUUCAUAGCCACAUUCCAAAGUGCACAAGUAUAUUGACAUAUAUCUUGUGAGUCAUCUAGUUAGAAGAUAGAGGCAAAUGAUCUCUGUGGGUUGUAAAGUUAAGUUCCAAUAACUGGGCCCACAUGGUUCAAUGGGACUCACAGAUUAGUGUAUAUAUAGAAUUUCAGUCUAAGACAUACUGUUGUGAGUCACCCAGUCUUGUGAAAACCUGUAGAGGAGUAUAAGUAACAGAAGCACAAUUUUUUUGGAAUGUACCUGAUGCUUGUGUGUGUGAACAGUGUGUGUUUCAGUGUGUGACUGCCGAAGUGAACAUUGCUUGAUGUUUAGGCCAGAAAGAUAUGUGGGGAACACUGAAAACAGCAAUGUCUCCUCUGGUAAUGUCUAGUAAUACAAAAUGCAUUGUAUGUGCCAUUGGGCUCCUUGCUAGUCCCACACUACGCAGUUUCAUUGGUUGCUGCUUGCAAUGGCCAGGAAGCCCUUAGCAUAAUGACCUUGUUGUAUGUUUUGUACUAUUAGGGAGGAAGAGAAGAUGCUCUUUGUUUUUGGUGGGAGACGCAAAUAUUCUAAUGUCUUGUUCUAGCCUCAAUGUAUAAAGUUCAUAAUAUUGUGGUACUGCAUUUGUCUUUUUAGGAUAUGGAAAAUAAAUAGAUUUUUAAGCGUGUUCUGGGAAUCUGAACCCAGCUUAAUAUGAACCAAAUUCCAGCUCUACAAUUCUGUGAUUCUGUGAAUUUGUGCAGUGGUUGCUUCUUUUUCCCCUGCAAAAUAGUGUUCCAUUCCAAACAGCUGGUGUUUAAGUAUUAAUGGGUGUUCUUAGUGUUCUCAAAUUUUUGGCCUGAUAAAUUGAAAUUCUGUUGGGUUUUUCCCUUCUAGGGUAGUGUAUUUUGAUGAUCAUCUGGACAGGAACUUCCUGUGCCUUUGAUUUAGCAGUUUCGUAAUAAGCCAUAAGCACAGGAGGUUCCUCUGCAGGGACUGCUUUGUGCGACCUAAAAGCAGGUUUGCUGUGUGGCACGUCAGUUUCUCCCUCCCACAUUUCCACUUACAGCUGCAGACUUUGUACUUAGAGCUUUUAUCUUGUGAUUGGCCUCAAGUUAUAACAAGGAGGACCCUUCAGAUCCUUUUGGAUGAAUAGCACACAUUUGUGUGGCAUGUUUUGUGAAGAGUUAAUAACAGCAACUAUCCCUGUAAUGUGUAAUAUGUGAUGUCAUGAGUUUGUCCUUUGACAGGUAGUCAGAUUGUAGGAAAAUAUGCAACUACAAGCUUUCAGCACCUGAAAGUUUGCUAAUAUGAGUGGUGAAAUGAAUUAUGAUUAGUAACACUUAGAAGUAAUUUGUCAGUCCCCACAAAAAGUCCAUGCAAUCACAUCCUUAGAGGCUAAAUAUAACACGAUGCUCUGGCAGGGGUGGCUAAUCAGUGGCUCCCCAGAUGUUGAUGGACUCCAGCUCCCUUCGGUAUCUCCCAGCAUGGUGAAUGGUGAGGGAUAAUGGGAGUUGUUGUCCAAUAACAUCUGGGGGGGGCAUAGAAUAGGCACCCCAUUUCUAUUAGUUUCCCUCCACUUACUAAUGCCAGCGUUUUUCAUUAAAGGGUAGGAAAUAGAUUAACAAGUUUUAAACCUUUGAUUCUCCUUCACUGUGUAUCCUACAUUUUUUUUAAUCGAAGGUAAAUUACUUCUCUGUGAAACUCUUGCCUUGUCAAAGCUCAUACUGAAGAGAGAAUUCUUACCAUUUUGUAGAAACUCAAGUCUGCUUUCUUAGAAUGUUACGCAAAUAGUAGUUCUAAUAACUGGCCCACACUUUUCGAUUAUGCAAAUAAAGCUGAACAAAUUGAUUUUGUGUUUUUCAUUUGCUCACCCCAAAUAUGUAGAUUCUGACAAGUAACCUUGUUGGGUUUUUUGUUUUUUAAAAAAGGUUUCUGGAACUCUCUUGCCAGUAUUACACAAUGCACUGUGAAAUCCUUUUCUGUUGUCGUGUUUGCUUAGGUUUUGGAUUUUGUUUUAUUUUUUGUAAUUGCAUUCUGCUCUAAAAUUGUACAAAAAGGAACAGGUCAGGGUAUUUUCAUACUUUAGAAUAUGUUUGUUUAUAAAGCCAAUAGAGUAUUUUGUAUAAACAGAUUUUAUUGUACUGUAUUGAGCUGCGACAUAAAACCAAGUUAUAUGUUCAGAAGUUCCAUGUGUCAAGAAUUCGUAAUAACUGGUUCACAUUGCAAUAAACUAACAAUGAAAAAUUU